AUGGAUGUUAUAAACUACCUGUGUUGCAAUAUGGAUGUUAUGAACUACCUGUGUUACAAUAUGGAUAUUAUAAACCACCUGUGUUACAAUAUGGAUGUUAUAAACCACCUGUGUUGCAAUAUGGAUGUUAUGAACUACCUGUGUUACAAUAUGGAUAUUAUAAACCACCUGUGUUACAAUAUGGAUGUUAUAAACCACCUGUGUUGCAAUAUGGAUGUUAUGAACUACCUGUGUUACAAUAUGGAUGUUAUGAACUACCUGUGUUACAAUAUGGAUGUUAUGAACUACCUUUGUUACAAUAUGGAUGUUAUGAACUACCUGUGUUACAAUAUGGAUGUUAUGAACUACCUGUGUUACAAUAUGGAUGUUAUAAACCACCUGUGUUACAAUAUGGAUGUUAUAAACUACCUGUGUUACAAUAUGGAUGUUAUAAACCACCUGUGUUACAAUAUGGAUGUUAUAAACCACCUGUGUUACAAUAUGGAUGUUAUAAACUACCUGUGUUACAAUAUGGAUGUUAUGAACUACCUGUGUUACAAUAUGGAUGUUAUGAACUAA
This is a messenger RNA of Biomphalaria glabrata, 558 nucleotides long. RefSeq lists its product as uncharacterized. The record is from RefSeq and is a predicted model, not a curated record. Lineage: Eukaryota; Metazoa; Mollusca; Gastropoda; Planorbidae. The coding region runs from base 1 to 558 and encodes 185 amino acids. The transcript has a single exon.